Molecule: messenger RNA, 685 nt
Organism: Ochlerotatus camptorhynchus
Lineage: Eukaryota; Metazoa; Arthropoda; Insecta; Diptera; Culicidae
Product: NADH dehydrogenase [ubiquinone] 1 alpha subcomplex assembly factor 3
Exons: 2
Coding region: 68-640 (190 amino acids)
Biological process (GO): mitochondrial respiratory chain complex I assembly
Cellular component (GO): mitochondrial inner membrane
Source: RefSeq, a predicted model, not a curated record
CCAAGCACAGAAUCGAUGCUGGUUUUUAGUCCUCAGGAUUUUUUAUCGUAAUAAAACCAUCUAAAAGAUGCAAUCAAUUCUGGGGCUCCGUACGGCCCUCAGAUCAUCAAUAGUCAGAAGUGUCCAUACCGGCUUUGCGAGGCGUUCUGCAGCAUACGAAGGAGAUGGCAAAACUUCGGUCUCGAUCCUGAAUCAGGAAGCGGAAUCCGGCUUACUGAUCAACUCGUACAGCCAGCUUGGCUUCCGGUUAAGCAAUGACAUGAAGGUGAUCGGUCCAAUGGCUAUUUUCCCCCGAUCGGUCCUCUCGUGGAACGUCGAAACCCACGAAGAUAUCAAUGAGGCAAGUUUGAGUCUUUUCACGGCGCUGGAACCGAAAAUCGACAUUCUGGUCGUGGGAAUCGGCGACCAGCAGACGACUCCAGCCUUCACUAGGAAGCUUAUCGAAUUCAUGCGGAAGUAUAGGAUAAACGUAGAGGUUCUGAAUACGGAACAAGCGUGCGCAACAUUUAAUUUUCUGAAUGCGGAAGGGCGUGUAGUGGCGGCGGCGCUGAUUCCUCCUGUGUCGUUGCGGUACAACGAGGACGACAUGAUGCGUACGCACAUAGCUUCAAGUAGGCCUUUCGAGUUAGAUGAAAAGUAGGACAACAAAUUGACUCAACUCUGUACAUUUGUACAUUACUUCUGU